This is a messenger RNA of Coniosporium apollinis CBS 100218, 1707 nucleotides long. RefSeq names its product PiT family inorganic phosphate transporter. Gene Ontology annotation, cellular component: membrane. The record is from RefSeq and is a predicted model, not a curated record. The transcript has 3 exons. Bases 1 to 1707 code for a protein of 568 amino acids. Gene Ontology annotation, biological process: phosphate ion transmembrane transport. NCBI's taxonomy places the organism in Eukaryota, Fungi, Ascomycota, Dothideomycetes.
AUGGCAGUUCUUACCCAGUACAGUUGGAUCAUUGCUUUGAUAUCCAUCGCUUUCUGCUUCAGUGCAUUCGGUAACGGAGCCAACGAUGUUGCCAACAGCUAUGCUACAUCGGUGGCUGCCAGGACGCUCACGAUGCCCCAGGUCGGCUUCCUGUCGGCGAUUACUGAGUUCGUUGGAGCUGUGGCUUUGGGAGCUCGAGUGACCGGCACUAUCAAGAACGGCAUCAUCAACCUGGACCGCUUCGUUGCAACGCCUGCAACCCUCAUCCUGAUUAUGGGUUGCGCUGAAACGGCCUCGGCGACGUGGUUAAUGGUUGCCACCAGGUUUGGUUUCCCCGUUUCAACCACUCAGACGAUAGUUGGGGCUCUUGUCGGAUCGGGCAUCGCUUGUCAGGCCAAAAUCAAAUGGGGUUGGGCCAGCGGCAGUGUCUCGCAAAUCGCUGCCUCCUGGGGCAUUGCUCCUAUGAUCGCGGCUGGUUUCUCCGCGAUUCUCUUUGCAACCCUCAAGUACGGCGUUCUUGAGCGCAAGGACUCCUUCAAAUGGGCUUUGCGCCUGAUACCGCUCUACCUUGCCUUCACCGCAAGUAUCCUGGCACUCUUUAUCGUCAUUGAGGCGCCUACUUCAGAUUCCCUUGAAGAGUUCGGGGCUGGGAAGGCUGUCGGUAUCAUCCUGGGUGUCUUUGCUGGGGCGCUGAUCAUCGCAUACGUCUUCUUUCUUCCGUACUUUCACCGACGUCUGGUGAAAGAAGACUCUCGCGUCAGAGCUCGCCACAUACCAUUGGGCCCCUUGUUGUGGCGCGAGGAUCCUCCUCUCUACUGGCCGGCCAAGGAUGGUGAGAUUGUCAAGGACUACUACGCCAAAUCGCAUAUUGUUCGUCAAAACAGAUCCGACGGCUCCUUACCCACAGACAGCCCUGUCAUCGAAGCCAACGGAACUUCUCUUGGGAAGCCGGGCGAAAAUCCUUCAGUGAUGGAGAAGGGCGGCCCUGCUCCAGCAUCUGUUAAGAUCAUCGCCAUUCCUCCUGAGCCAGAGGAACGCUUCCUUGCGCCGACAAACCAUCUACCAUGGUACAAACCUGCUCGUAUCUGGUCCAUCGUCAAGUACGUUCUGCUCCAGGGCGUGACUCGGGACUGCGUCAAUUAUCACUCAGAGGCCCUAGCCAAGACGCAUGCCCUGGCGAAGGUAUACGACAACCGUGUCGAGCAUCUCUGGACAUACGCUCAAGUUGCUUCCGCGAUGAUGAUGUCCAUUGCACACGGCUCGAAUGAUGUCGCCAAUGCGGUCGGGCCAUGGGUUGCGGCGUAUAAUACCUACCAGAAUGGCAUCGUGGAGGCACGGGCAGACACGCCCGUCUGGAUACUCGUCGUGGCGGGAGCUUUGUUAGGUCUCGGCUUUUGGUUCUUCGGCUACCACAUCAUCCGCGCAAUGGGCAACAGGAUUACCCAGAUGAGCCCCACGCGUGGAUUCAGUAUUGAGCUGGGCGCCGCCAUCACGGUUUUGGUAGCAUCGAGACUGGGCUUGCCCAUCAGCACUACACAGACGCUAGUCGGUGCAACGAUGGGCGUUGCUCUCAUGAACUACGAUUUGGGUGCUGUCAACUGGAGGCAGCUGGCUUGGAUAUUUGGCGGAUGGCUGCUCACGUUGCCAGUGGCUGGACUGAUUGCAGGGCUUUUGACGGCAAUGGCGCUCAAUACGCCGCAUUUCUAG